Molecule: messenger RNA, 1941 nt
Organism: Penicillium diatomitis
Lineage: Eukaryota; Fungi; Ascomycota; Eurotiomycetes; Eurotiales; Aspergillaceae
Product: fungal specific transcription factor domain-containing protein
Exons: 9
Coding region: 1-1941 (646 amino acids)
Biological process (GO): DNA-templated transcription; positive regulation of transcription from RNA polymerase II promoter by galactose
Cellular component (GO): nucleus
Molecular function (GO): RNA polymerase II cis-regulatory region sequence-specific DNA binding; DNA-binding transcription factor activity, RNA polymerase II-specific; zinc ion binding
Source: RefSeq, a predicted model, not a curated record
AUGUUCACAUUGCAGGACCGUCUGGAAUGCGUCUAUCAAGGCAACUUUCGAGAGCGAGAGAGUAAUCGGUCCGCAAGCUAUGUCGCCAACCUUGAGAAGAAAGUAGAGGAGCUGGCUUUGAAGUUGCGCAACACCGAAGCGCAAAGACAACUUGAAUCUCCGCAAUCACAGGAUCAAGCUCCGAGAGUAGAUCAAACCUCAACAGGCCUUGAGUGUACUCCAAGUUCCCUACCUCAACCAGGACAAACGCCCGAAGAAAGAGCAAGACCUCCUAAAGAGACGCUACACGAAGACUUGGGUGAAAGUGCGGCUGAAAUCCAAGAACUGAAUCAUCACACAAAUGGAAUAGAAUUUUAUGGCAGCACCUCGGCUGCUGCAAUUCUUGGCCACCUGAAGAAAUCAAAGGAGCCUAAUGCCUACGAGGAUCCUUCCCCUCGUGCAGCGAAAUUUUCUUUGAUAUCGACUCUGCACAACCCAGGCUUUUCACCAGCGUGCUCUACGGGCGUACUCACUGGAAGUGACGAGCGCAAUUAUUACUUUGAAGUGGCUUACAUUUUUAUGAGCGGGUAUUUUGAAAAUAUCCAUUUCAUUCACCCAUUCAUUGAUAAAGAGGGCUUUCUGCUGCGUGCAAAUGAUCUAUGGAUGAAUCCAAUACCGGCCCAAGGAUCCAGCUUCAUUGCCCUCUACUUGAGUGUCUUGUCCUUCGGUGCGCUGGUUCGCGUUUGGGAUGAAGACAAGAUAGCUGGUCUGGGUCGAUUCGAAUGGAGUCGAAAGUUAUUUGGCGAAGCCCAAGCCCACCUGAACUACUUGCGAUUCUCAAAUGAUCUGGAGACAGUGCAGUGUCUUUACAUGAUGGCCAAAAUCUGUCAAAAUGAGCUGAAUCCCAACCUGGCCUAUAUGUAUCUAGGACUUGCGGUGCGCACUUGUCUCUCAGCAGGGUUUAAUCGUGAAGUUGAGUCUCCGAAAGAUCCACGGUCAAGCUGGAUCUCGAAAACUUGGUGGGGAAUAUUUUCUCUGGAAAUAGAGAUGAGCUUUUCUGUUGGCCGACCGGAUACACUCGGCAUGGACGAGUAUCACAAUCGAGCCAUACCCAAUCGCGAUGAUUCUGAAUACGCGAUCAUUGCCUGGAUGAUCGAUUUCGCCCAGAUCAUCCGUCGUGUGUCUGUCCAAAUAUACCAUUCUCGCAUCACACUUCAAGAGAAGCUGCGGCUAUCUCUACAAAUUGAAUCAGAGAUGGACCGCUGGCUCGCAAGGUUGCCAGACAGGAUUAAGCCAGAUAUCGGACCGAACCAGCCCUGUCGCUCAGCGCUUCGGGAUCCUAAAUGGGCCAGGAGGCAACGCCUUGUGCUGGGUAUAAGAUACUAUAAUGUCAAAAUGCUCUUGUUUCGACCUUUCCUCGGUCAUUUCACUCGCAAACUACGGCAUCCUCCGAACGAAUUGGAAGAGGCCAUCUCGAAAUGUUUGGAUGCCGCUAUGAAGACCAUCGAAGUUAUUUACGAUAUCUAUCGUGUGCACACUUUCUUUCGAUGCUGGUGGUACAACACAACCUACAUCAUGUUCGCAACGUCGACUCUCCUCCUUCCGUUGUCGAAACUGGGAAUGUGUGCGGACACAAGCCCACUUCUUCGCUCUGUUGAGAUGGGAGUUGAGAUCCUUGAGUCAAUGGAUGAAUCGGUCGUAGCUCGCAGAUCCGUGGAGAUUAUCCGACAUUAUCUGCGCGACUUCCACGCCUCCGCUGAGCAGCCAUCUACUACGUCCGUAGCAAAUGGCUUGACCGGGGAGCUCGUGGGUCUUACGGAACCUGCUUUCGAAGGAACACAUUCCACAAAUUUGGAACUUCCCGAGUGGGCCUACGGGUUUGGGUUUCCAGAUUGCUCAUUUGAGGGAAUAGCUCGGCUGUUUGAUGACAUUGGCGGUCUGCCUAUGCUCGAUACGGAUUGA